GUCACUAUCGAUAAGGCGCGACCCGAUGUCACCAAGUGUCCUUACCCCAGAUCAAUGCACAAAAACUCACGCGCAUAACAUAGGGAUCCAGACACCGUUUCGACACCAAUAAGACACCUUGAGCUCACCAUGGAAGCCGCCGAAACAUUCACACUUUUGCCCCUGCACAUGGACGAUGCCACAGGUACCGUCAGCGCAACAGGCACCGCAAACAACGCCCUCAACACCGAGCUCGCCGCGCUGAACGCACUCCACCGUGGCCUUCUCACUGUCGAGACCCCAACAGGCACGCCACCACCCCCUGUUCCCGUCAACCCCAAGCGCUCAGCACAGAUCGGCAAGCUGCGCGAAUCUGGUAACGCCGAGUUCCGCAAGGGCAACCCCGGUGCUGCUGUCAAGCUAUACACUCUCGCAGUCGACAUGGCGCUUCAGCGCCCCCACUGGGAGCCGUCUGGUCUGGUACGCGAAGAAGUCUCUGGGCUGUUGAGCAACCGCGCGCAGGCGAACAUGGCACAACAAAAUUGGGCCGAGGGCUCGGUAGACGCAGAGGCAAGCGUAGAAAUGAAAAAGGCUGGAAACGCGAAGGCUUGGUGGAGGCGAGGAAAGUGCUUGCUUGAGAUGGGCAGGCUGGAAGAGGCGGAGCAGUGGGUCAAGCAGGCGCUUGAGUUCGAAGCUACAGAACAAGAUCUGGUGCAAUUGAAGGCACAGAUCGAGAGCAGGAAAGCUAGCCAGGGUAGCGCAGCUUGAAGAGGAGCAUCGAGCUGGAGACUCAGGGACAAGGCCGGCGGGAUGCGCCCCGGUUCACAUGCAUUGUAAGGCGUCUGGCGCUUGUGUAUACCAGAAGCAUGGUUUGAUUUUAGGGCACUGUAUGCAUCAGUGGGCACAUCGUGGGUUAGUGAAUAUCAAGCGGGUACGAAGCAAGGACGGUCCAUACUAUUGGUUAGCUGCUUACUUUAUCUUCACCUGACUUCUCAGCCAUAGUGUCGUAUUUUCUUUUCGCUUUGCUAUCGCCCUCCAUCAUUGCACAGCUCUUCUCAACCCUUCACGUGGCUGCAUAAUCCACCUAGGCACGUCCGAC
Messenger RNA from Boeremia exigua, 1078 nucleotides. RefSeq lists its product as uncharacterized. The coding region runs from base 130 to 747 and encodes 205 amino acids. NCBI's taxonomy places the organism in Eukaryota, Fungi, Ascomycota, Dothideomycetes, Pleosporales, Didymellaceae. Gene Ontology annotation, molecular function: protein binding. The transcript has a single exon. The record is from RefSeq and is a predicted model, not a curated record.